GGUUCUCUAUAGGGCGACCAGAUGUACGUGUUCAUGAGCCUAUAGACGCCAUGUUUGAUGUUGACGGCAUCGACAUGCCUACUUUCGGUCUGUGUUGGACACGUCGCGAGAGACGCUUUGCUAGUGAUCAGACCAGGAAGGCAUACACAGCAUUGCACGAGCAGUUCGAUGCGUACACCGGGGUCAUCUGGCAGCCCUACACGAAAGCAGCCAUACAAGCGAGAUACCCUGGUGGUAUGUCUGUGCUAUGCACAAGGGACCGAGAUUACUGGAUGACAAAAUCUAAGAUCAUCUUCGAUGUCUUCGUCGAGGAGAUGGCACAACAGAGGGUUAUGAGGCAAUUUGGUCUUCUGCAGUUGGAGCUACCUCCCCCUAUAGAGAACCCGGUGCCAGCACACAUCCACAGGCUACCUUGACACGCGAACUCUACGACGACGUGACCACCUUUGGACGAUCACUAUCGUCUG
Molecule: messenger RNA, 467 nt
Organism: Aegilops tauschii subsp. strangulata
Lineage: Eukaryota; Viridiplantae; Streptophyta; Magnoliopsida; Poales; Poaceae
Source: RefSeq, a predicted model, not a curated record